GAACCGUGUGCGGAACAUGGACUCGGACGCCGGAGUGUGUCGCCACACCUGAGGCAGGAGGCAGAGAGGAGAAAGAGCUAACAGGUGACCAUGGCGGAGAGUAACCACUGCGCGUCCAACGUCCUUCCCCCUGGUGUCCACGGCGCGUCGGGCGACUACUACACCGAGAGUGACGAGGAGGAGGACAGUGAUGAGCGCGACUCCCCGAUCAUCUCCCUGUCCAAGAGCUCCACGGCCGUGGCGACCGGACCGCUGCCGCGCUCCGAGCUGGCCUGGUUCCGGUCGGACCUGCGCAAGAGCGCCAGCGCCCAGCGGCCGCGCAGUCUGGCCGGGUCGGGAGCCAACAUGUCUGCCUCCAAGUUCGGCGUCCUCUCCGGGGGUUAUGUGCUGCGGCAGGAGAGGACCACCAGCCUGGGGAGCGGAGGCAGCAGCAGCAGCCCGGACACGGUCAUCUGGAGAGGGGGCACCAGAGGGCGUCCCUGGAGCAUCACGGAGGACCCCUGCGCUAAGCCCGCGCUAGCCCCAGAGAGGGGCGCUCUCCCUGGGUUCCCUCCCUGCAGUGGCCCCUACUUCCAUAGGGACCUCCAGGCGGGACGGCUGGAAAGACAGAGCCUGAGUGGGUACAACCAGGUGGCGGGCACAGAUGCUGCACCCAGGUCUACCGCGCUGGAGGGGCGGCCGGAUGAGGGUGCCGGGGGAAACGGUGGGGACACCGAGACUUUUUUGGGGCUCAUUGAUGGACGGGCUCCCAGCUCGCUGGGUGGAUGCUGCAGGACUGAUCGCCCUGGCAGCGUUUUGCGUACCUCUGGUAGUUUUGGUACCUCAGUGUCGCUAACUCUCCCCUAUGCUAAUGCUGACGCGACGCAACUCCACUACGCCCCCCCACUGUACUCGCCGGUGACUUAUGUCUCUGAGGGUCAAAGGUCGUCACUCUCAGCCGGGUCUCUGGCUUUCCCCCCUCUGGUGUCGUCCAUCAGCGAGACGAGCCUGGACCGGCGCCUCCUGACCCACUGCUGCCGUGGGGACAGCGACUCGUCCAGCGUCUGCAGCUCCGCAACAGUGGCGGCGGCACCCGUGUCUGCGUCGUCAGCAGCGCGGCGGAUGUGGGCCUCGCGGCAGCGGCCGGCGGUCAGGGAGGCCAGCACCAUGACGUCCCGUAGCGACCUCCGAGACGUAGGGGUGCAGACUGGGUCUUUGGCGGGGUCCCCUGCCAGCGCUACCACCAUCGCUGCACUUUCGUCCAGCGGCCAGUCGAGUGGAGAAGACCAGGGGGAGACGAGGGGGUUGACAGCUGGGGAGCCAAGUGGUGUUGGUGGUGGAGAUAUGGUGAUCGGAGGGGGACGAACCCCCAUUCGGGAGGUAGAGUGGGAUGAGGAGGGGAUGACCUGGGAGGUAUACGGGGCGGCGGUGGACCCCGAGGAGCUGGGCCAGGCCAUCCAGAGACACCUGGAGCUGCAGAUCAAGGUUUCGGCUGUCGCCAUGGCGACGAGCGACGACGACAAUGACGACCCUGAAGGCAAAAGUCAGCAGGGCGCCGAGGGAGAGGGUGCGGAGGCCGGGAAAGUCGCUGGGGACGGAACGCAAUCGAGUGGAAAGAAGAAGAGGAGAGUCGGAGAGAGGAUGUCGCUACGGAGACCUGGAUGCUGUUUGCGGUCCAGCACAGUGGGGGAGUGAAUUAUGGGAUGCCGAGUAAAGUAUUGGUCCAGUAGGUUAAAGUCACAGUGUGAAUGAAUUCAUGAUCGAGUGGUUACACCAACUGUAUAUUGUGCAUUUGCCGACACCCAAAGUGCUUCACACAAACUAUAUGGGGAAUCAUUUCACUAGAACUAGUAAGGUGCAAAAAGGGUUUAAACAAGGUCAUUUAAUAGCGCAAGAGGUUUGAAAAACCUUCACUUUCCAGUUAUCAAUUUAGAGACUGGAGACACAGGCACCCACAGACUGGAACUGACCUUGAGGCAGCAGUGGUUACCACACAGUUUGUCCUUGAAUGUACUUUUUUUCUUUCUUUCUUUCUUUUUUGGUGACCACCCUCUUCUCCUUCACCCAGAUAACAGUCCAACCAGAUAACACUUCCAACACGUCGAUCGCUAUGAGGGCAGUACGGCUUUACGCCCUUUCAUUGAAAAUGCAAUCAGAUUUUGGUGAAAGAAUCUUGACAUUUCAGCUCAACAGACACUAAAAUUACACUCUUCCCUUCCGA
Messenger RNA from Alosa alosa (allis shad), 2200 nucleotides. RefSeq lists its product as uncharacterized. The record is from RefSeq and is a predicted model, not a curated record. The coding region runs from base 91 to 1674 and encodes 527 amino acids. Gene Ontology annotation, biological process: neuron projection development. The transcript has 2 exons. Lineage: Eukaryota; Metazoa; Chordata; Actinopteri; Clupeiformes; Clupeidae. Gene Ontology annotation, cellular component: plasma membrane.